Molecule: messenger RNA, 1074 nt
Organism: Lampris incognitus (smalleye Pacific opah)
Lineage: Eukaryota; Metazoa; Chordata; Actinopteri; Lampriformes; Lampridae
Product: guanine nucleotide-binding protein subunit alpha-14-like
Exons: 8
Coding region: 10-1074 (354 amino acids)
Biological process (GO): action potential; phospholipase C-activating dopamine receptor signaling pathway; adenylate cyclase-modulating G protein-coupled receptor signaling pathway
Cellular component (GO): heterotrimeric G-protein complex
Molecular function (GO): G-protein beta/gamma-subunit complex binding; G protein-coupled receptor binding; GTPase activity
Source: RefSeq, a predicted model, not a curated record
GAGUCUCUAAUGGCUGGAUGCUGUGUAUCAGCCGAAGAGAAAGAGAACCAGAGGAUCAACGAGGAGAUUGAGAAACAGCUUCGCAAAGACAAGAAGGACUCGCGUAAGGAGCUGAAGCUGCUGCUGUUAGGUACCGGGGAGAGUGGGAAAAGCACCUUCAUCAAACAGAUGAGAAUUAUCCAUGGCGGCGGCUACACAGAGGAGGACAAGAAAGGUUACGCCAAACUGGUCUACCAGAACAUCUUCACAUCCAUGCAGUCCAUGAGCCGGGCCAUGGAGACACUCAACAUAUUCUUUUCUGAUUCUCAGAACCAGACCUAUGCAAACUUAUUGCUGGAGGUGGAAGUGGAUAAGGUGGAUCAGUUAAAGGACAGCAUGGUGAUGGCCAUCCGGAGUCUUUGGGAUGACACAGGAAUGCAGGAGUGUUAUGAUCGACGCAGAGAGUACCAGCUCUCAGACUCCACCAAAUAUUAUCUUACUGAUCUGGACCGAAUUGCAGAUCCCUCCUAUGUGCCCAACCUGCAGGAUAUCCUCAGAGUCCGAGUACCUACUACUGGUAUCAUAGAAUAUCCCUUUUACAUGGAAAAUGUUAUUUUCAGAAUGGUGGAUGUGGGGGGUCAGAGGUCAGAGAGAAGGAAAUGGAUCCACUGCUUUGAGAACGUCACCUCCAUUAUCUUCCUGGUGGCACUCAGUGAGUACGACCAAGUCCUGGCCGAGUGUGGCAACGAGAACCGCAUGGAGGAGAGCAAGGCCCUUUUCAAGACCAUUAUCACCUACCCCUGGUUCCAACGCUCCUCUGUCAUCCUGUUCCUCAACAAGACUGACAUCCUAGAGGAGAAGAUUGUGUACUCCCACUUAGCCAACUACUUCCCCAAUUUUACAGGACCACAGCAGGAUGCUAAAGCAGCCCAAGAGUUCAUCCUGAAGAUGUACCAGGAACAAAACCCAGACAAGGAGAAGACGGUCUAUCCCCACUUUACCUGUGCCACGGACACCGAAAACAUCCGCUUCGUCUUUGUGGCCGUCAAAGAUACCAUUCUCAGGCACAACCUGAAAGAGUUCAACCUGGUGUAA